Odobenus rosmarus divergens (Pacific walrus) is the source of this 2793-nucleotide messenger RNA. Its product is annotated as ubiquitin-conjugating enzyme E2 variant 1-like. The record is from RefSeq and is a predicted model, not a curated record. The transcript is spliced from 8 exons. The coding region runs from base 1 to 1116 and encodes 371 amino acids. Gene Ontology annotation, biological process: ether lipid biosynthetic process. Gene Ontology annotation, cellular component: endoplasmic reticulum membrane. Lineage: Eukaryota; Metazoa; Chordata; Mammalia; Carnivora; Odobenidae. Gene Ontology annotation, molecular function: plasmanylethanolamine desaturase activity.
AUGGCGGGCGCCGAGGAUGGGGCGGGUCAGCAGCCGGAACUCGACGAGGAUGAGGCGGCGUAUUGCCGGCGCUGGGGCGCGCAGCACGCCGGGGCCCGCGAACUGGCCGCGCUCUACUCUCCAGGCAAGCGCUUCCAGGAGUGGUGCUGCGUGGUCCUGUGCCUCAGCCUCAUCGCCCACAACUUGGUCCACCUCCUGCUGGUGGCCCGCUGGGAGCACACGCCCCUCGUCAUGCUGGGUGUCGUUGCAGGUGCUCUCAUUGCUGACUUCUUGUCUGGCCUGGUGCACUGGGGAGCUGACACCUGGGGCUCCGUGGAGCUGCCCAUCGUGGGGAAGGCUUUCAUUCGACCCUUCCGGGAGCAUCACAUCGACCCCACAGCCAUCACCCGACACGACUUCAUCGAGACCAACGGGGACAACUGCCUGCUGACACUGCUGCCUCUGCUGAACAUGGCCUACAAGUUCCACACCCAGAGCCCUGAAGCCCUGGAGCAGCUGUACCCCUGGGAGUGCUUCAUCUUCUGCCUGAUCCUCUUCGGCACCUUCACCAACCAAAUCCACAAGUGGUCACACACGUACUUUGGGCUGCCACGCUGGGUCACCCUCCUGCAGGACUGGCAUAUCAUCCUGCCACGCAAACACCACCGCAUCCACCACGUCUCUCCCCACGAGACCUACUUCUGCAUCACCACAGGAGUAAAAGUCCCUCGCAAUUUUCGACUGUUGGAAGAACUGGAAGAAGGCCAGAAAGGAGUAGGAGAUGGCACAGUUAGCUGGGGUCUAGAAGAUGACGAAGACAUGACACUUACAAGAUGGACAGGGAUGAUAAUUGGGCCUCCAAGAACAAUUUAUGAAAACCGAAUAUACAGCCUUAAAAUAGAAUGUGGACCUAAAUACCCAGAAGCACCCCCCUUUGUAAGAUUUGUAACAAAAAUUAAUAUGAAUGGAGUUAAUAGUUCUAAUGGAGUGGUGGACCCAAGAGCCAUAUCAGUGCUAGCAAAAUGGCAGAAUUCAUAUAGCAUCAAAGUUGUCCUGCAAGAGCUCCGGCGCCUAAUGAUGUCUAAAGAAAACAUGAAACUCCCUCAGCCGCCUGAAGGACAGUGUUACAGCAAUUAAUCAAAAAGAGAAACCACAGGCCCUCCCCCCUCCCCCCCAUUCGAUUUAAGCAGUCAUUUUCCACAGUAGUACAUUUUCUAGAUACGUCUUGUAGACCUCAAAGUACUGGAAAGGAAGCUCCCAUUCAAAGGCAAUUUAUCUUAAGAUACUGUAAACGAUACUAAUUUUUUGUCCAUUUGAAAUAUAUAAGUUGUGCUAUAACAAAUCAUCCUGUCAAGUGUAACCACUGUCCACAUAGUUGAACUUCUGGGAUCAGGAAAGUAUAUUUAAAUUGAUUCCCAUCAUAACCGGUGGGGCACAUCUAACUCAACUGUGAAAAGACACAUCACACAAUCACCUUGCUGCUGAUUACAUGGCCUGGGGUCUCUGCCUUCUCCCCUUCUCCUCCCCCUGCCGCCUCCCCCUUCUUCCCUCCCCCGCUCCCUCCCUCCCUCCAUCCCUGCAACAGCCCUCCAGCUUGGGGUGGCUUGCUAGAGUAGGUGUGAAGGUUUCAGGUCGCAGCCUGUGGGACUACUGCUGGGUGUGUGGGGGUGCUCCAGCUGCACCCCUGGUUUCUUUUUUUUAAGUCUUAAAUGAUGCCCUCCCCCCUCCAAGCCAUCAUCCUUUCUCUACUUCCCAUGACUACCCUUGGCCGAAGCAUAGAUUGUAACCCCCUCUGCUCCCCUCUGAAAUUGGCCUUUGGUGAGGAAUUCAGGGCUUUCCUAUAUCUUCUCCCCCACCUUAAUCGAGGGGUGCUGCUUUUUCCUUCCUCCUCCUCAAGACCCUUUUUGCACCAUUACCACCCAACACUGUCCACGACACUUCCUUGCUUUGGCCAGAAGCCAUCAGGUAAGGUUGGAAAGAGUCUCUGACUUCCCUCAUUUAGUUUUGGAACCACAUUUACUCACUCUCCACCAGCCUGGGAAUGAAUAUUGGGUCCUCAGCCCUGCCACCUUCUGCUGUCAUCGUCAGCUGAUGCGGUUUUUUAGCUCAGGUUUUGAUAAGUGAAAAGAACAGUCACCAGGGGUACUCAGACCUGCCAGCUCUCAAAGUGCUUGGUGGUUAAACUUGGAGAAAGGCCACAGAAGACACUUGUAAGCACACAUGAUCCCUCUGAAUGAAUUGUUUUCUUUUCCUAUAAUUGCUUUGGCUUUUAAAAAUUGAAGUUUUAAACAGGGUUCUCAUGUGGUCAUCUUAACAAUCCAUUUGGGUCUAGUUUGGAAUCUGACAACUGGAACAAAAAAGAACCUUGAAUUCGGUGCAUACUUUGGUUUUGGUGCUGCUGCUUCCCACAGUCCUCAGCAGGGAUUAAGAAAGAACUCGGUGUGCACAGCAGAUCCCCGAAAUUGGCGGGCUUGACUUCCUGGCAAAUUGCUGCAUUUUUCCACUUUUCUGUUCAGGACCACUAAAUGCUGAGAUGUGGAUGCAUACUGAAAUAAAAGCGAUUCAUUGUGUUCUAAAGUUUUUUUUUUUUUUUUAAUUUAGUGUUUGUAUAAAACCACCUUUUGAAGCAGCAACUAUCAAGUCUGAAAAACAAUCGAUGUUUCCAUUAAUCUUUUUCUGGGGGAUACCUUAGAUCUAAGGAUUUAACAUCCUGUAAGUAAAGUUGAACAUAACAGUAUUCCAUAAGCAGCCUUUUUAUUGUCAGACCAUUGCCUGAUUUUAAUAUAAUAAAAAAAAAAAGUGUGCGUUAAUAUU